Messenger RNA from Asparagus officinalis (garden asparagus), 3700 nucleotides. RefSeq lists its product as uncharacterized. The transcript is spliced from 11 exons. Gene Ontology annotation, molecular function: hydrolase activity, acting on ester bonds. NCBI's taxonomy places the organism in Eukaryota, Viridiplantae, Streptophyta, Magnoliopsida, Asparagales, Asparagaceae. Bases 635 to 2857 code for a protein of 740 amino acids. The record is from RefSeq and is a predicted model, not a curated record.
AUUAUUUUUAAUCACAACCAUUAAUUAUCUUAGUAGAUGAUUAUUACUAAUUCUAAAUUUAGCAUUUAUCAUGCUCUAUAAAUUUACUCAUUCUUAUUUUGCACUCAAGCAGAAUAAUCACAAACAUCCACUAAAUAAUAGACAAAGGAGAUCGAUGUAGUGAUCUGCCCACUACCUAUUGGUAGUGGAGAGGAUUCGAACCCAAGAGAUUACCUCAGACUUUGACUGGUUGAUUAUGGGAAACAAUUGGUCAUUGCCGUUUGGAUUUGAUGUGAAGAAAGGGGAGAGUGGGUGCAUGUAGAAAGAACAGGGGCAUUGCGGUUACUAGAGGAAAAUAAGCACGCUUGUGGCAUAAGUAGCUUGCACACCGCACACGCUAUAUUAAACUCAACUUAAAGCUAUAAUCUUUACUUCAAACAAUGAUUUUCGAUCUUAUCACCUCACCUCACCUCACGUUCCCUUCUACUGGAUCAUGCCUAAUCGUUGAGUGUUAAUUCCCCCCAAAUUAAACAGCUAAUCAAGGACAGGAAGUUUAUUCUUCCUUCUCUUUUUAUAAUUUAAGAUUUCAGAACGUUUGACUCAGCACCAAUCAUCCAUUCCAACUACAUAACACAAUAGCAAGCAGUACGUACGUAUGUCGAGGGAUAAGCAUCUAGAAACUAGCAAGUCAGAAAUUAUGGGGAGCAGCGGGAAGCGGCUGAGAUCAAAAUCAACAACCGUGCUCUCUCCCCUCCUGCUUCUCCUCCUCCUCCAAAUCCAUCAAACCCUAACCCUAGCUACCAAUGAGACUAGCCCUAAGGUGCCAGCCCUCAUAGUGUUUGGAGACUCAGUUGUGGAUCCAGGCAACAACAACGCAAUCAUCACUACAACCAGGUGCAACUUCCCGCCAUACGGCAAGGAUUUUGUUGGCCAUCGGGCCACAGGAAGGUUCAGCAACGGGAAGACUCCCUCCGACCUCUUUGCAUCUCAACUGGGGAUAAAGGAGUACUUACCAGCAUAUCUCGGGACGAAAUUGAGUCGCGAGGACCUCCUCACUGGUGUAAACUUCGCAUCUGGCGGCUCUGGAUAUGAUCCCCAAACUGCCCGUUUAGUGUCAGUUUUAAGUGCGACUGAUCAGCUAAACCUAUUCAAAGAAUACAAGGAGAAGCUGAAGAUCAUUGCAGGAGAAGAAAGAGCAGCAGACAUCAUCACGAAGAGUAUAUAUCUCGUUGUCUUGGGAACUAAUGACUUAUCAACCACUUAUUUUACCAUGCCACUUCGAAAAUUGGAGUAUGAUCUUCCUUCUUACAUCAAAUUUGUGGUACAACAAGCUUCCAGCUUUUAUCAGGUACAUCUAUCCAUUUACGGGGAGCUUUCGCUCUACUUAAAUUCAUUUGUCCCUUUUGAUGUUGCUAAGGGGGAGAAAUUUGACAAAACCAACAAUGUUGCUGCAGGCAUGGAUGGAAUUUCGAGCCUUAACGAUAUAUUCCAAUGGAGUCGUUGGCGGAGUAUGUUGGAGCUGAAGCAAGAGCUUUAUAAAUCAGGUGCACGGAAGAUUGGAGUCUUAGGAAUUCCUCCUAUAGGAUCUCUACCAUCAAAAAGAACAAGUGCAGGAGGUAUAAAAAGGGACAGUGUGCCUCUUUAUAAUGAAGCCUCCAUGAUGCUUAACAGAGAGCUAUCCUUGGAGAUACAAAGGCUUAACAGCAAAUUACCCGGAUCAAGGAUAGUCUAUGUAGAUAUCUACACACCUUUGCUUGAUAGGAUCUCGAAUCCAUCUGCCUAUGCAAAAAUGGGAAGCAUUAAGCUAGUGAGAGCUACAUCAACUGUAUUUUCUCUCCUCAUUUUUAUGCUUCAAAUCCAUCAAACCCUAGCCCUAGAAGAAAACAAGACUACCCCUAAGGUCCCGGCUCUUAUAGUGUUUGGGGACUCAAUUGUGGAUCCAGGCAACAACAACGCAAUCGAAACUCUAGUGAGGUGUGACUUUCCUCCAUAUGGGAAGGAUUUUGUUGGUCAUCUAGCCACCGGGAGGUUUAGCAACGGGAAAGUUCCCUCUGAUUUCUUAGCAUCCCAAUUGGGCAUAAAGGAGUACUUACCAGCGUAUCUCGGGACGAAAUUGAGUCCUGAGGAGCUCCUCACUGGUGUAAGCUUCGCAUCUGGAGGCUGUGGAUAUGAUCCCCAGACUGCCCUAUUAGUGUCAGCUUUAAAUAUGACCGAUCAACUAAACCUAUUCAAAGAAUACAAGGAGAAGGUGAAGAUCAUUGCUGGAGAAGAAAAAGCAGUAGACAUCAUCACCAAGAGUAUAUAUUUCAUUGCAACAGGAACCGAUGAUAUAGCAAACACCUAUUUUACGGCACAAAUUCGAAAGUUGGAGUAUGAUCUUCCUUCCUACAUCAAAUAUUUGGUUCAACAAGCUUCGAGCUUUUACCAGGAGCUGUAUAAAUCAGGUGCACGAAAGAUUGUCAUUCUAGGAGCUCCUCCAAUAGGAUGUGUACCAUCACAGAGAACACUAGCAGGAGGUAUAGAAAGGGAUUGUGUGCCUCUUUACAAUGAAGCCGCCAUGAUGCUUAAUAAAGAGCUAGCCAUGGAGAUACAAAGGCUUAACAGCACUUUACCAGGAUCAAUGCUACUCUAUAUAGAUACCUACACACCUUUGCUUGAUAUGAUCUCAAGGCCCUCGGCCUAUGGUUUUAAGGUUUCCUCAAAGGGUUGUUGCGGCACAGGAACCUUUGAGGUCACAUUAACAUGCAAUAGUUGGACUACAAACAUAUGUGAUGAUGUUUCCGAGUACUUGUUUUGGGAUACUUAUCAUCCUACAGAGAGAGCCUAUCAGAUUUUGAUGACAAAAAUGCAACAGAAGUAUGGCUCCUACUUCAACUAAAUGAAGAAUCCUUGGCAUCACUCUUACAGCAACACUAUUGAAUUUGUUUUCUUCUUUAAGUACUACUUACAACAAAAAUUAUUUUCGAGAUGAUGUAUUGCUCCUCCUGAAUCUUCUGUGUUGUGUCCUGUAUGCUGGUAUAUCUGGUUCUCUUCCAAGAGACUUUUUAGUGAAACUUUUCCAUUUUUUGAAUGAAAAGUUACUAUAUUACUUUAUCCUUAACUAUAGCAAUCCUAAAAUUCAAGGAUCAGGGGACUGAUUAAUAUUUGUAUCUCAGCACUAAAGCAAGUGUUUACCUAACAGAUACAACCACAUAAAUAUUUACAGAAGAAACUAAGGUGUUAGCUAGUUGGAAAUGCACAUCAUCUAACAAUUGCCUACCAAUUUAAAGAACACGAUCUAUUGAGCACUCAAACAUUUCAAAAUGACAUUUUCCACUAAGGUCAAUUUUUGCGACAUGAGAUAACCUCUCCUCAAGAGGAGAAUUGCAUAUUAUGCUCAUUAUUCCUUAAUUCAAUAGUUGCUAUUGCUUUUCCCAGCUCCACAUAAGGACCAGAAGAUCAUUCCAUACGUCUCCAACUACAUAAAAGACAUGGUUAUUGUCACGCCCCGGGCCCGCGGGCGUGACAAAUGGUAUCAAAGCAGUUGCCAGCCGAAAGUGUGGAGCUAAGUGCUAUGCGGGGCUAAGUGCUACACCGUGUGAUUUGGUGGGAGCCACCUCUAGAGCCCGUUGGAGCCACCUCUAGAGUCCACAUCGCCCGGUGGUGAUACUGGGAUGUGCUAAUUGUCAUGCCACGACGAGGACGUCGCCUUUGUAAGGUGGGGUAAAUGUGACAUCCCACU